UCUGGCUCCCGUCCCACCCAGCGCCAGGCCACGCCCAGGCGCGUGACGUCAGCACGCCCCGUGCGUGCGUCGCGGCGCACACUGGGGCCCGGCUUUCGCCUGCUGCCGCCGCCGCGGCUGCUCUCCCAAGAUGGCGGCUCCUCCGGGCGAGUACUUCAGCGUUGGGAGCCAGGUGUCGUGCCGGACGUGCCAGGAACAGCGGCUGCAGGGCGAGGUGGUAGCCUUUGAUUACCAGUCCAAAAUGCUGGCUUUAAAAUGCCCCUCUUCCAGUGGAAAGCCCAACCAUGCAGACAUUUUGCUCAUAAACCUACAGUACGUUUCCGAAGUGGAAAUAAUUAAUGAUCGAACAGAAACCCCUCCUCCUCUCGCUUCUCUCAACGUUAGUAAGCUUGCCAGCAAAGCACGGACGGAGAAGGAGGAGAAGCUGAGCCAGGCCUAUGCAAUCAGUGCUGGAGUCUCCCUAGAGGGCCAGCAACUCUUCCAGACCAUUCACAAGACCAUUAAAGACUGUAAAUGGCAAGAAAAGAACAUUGUAGUCAUGGAAGAAGUUGUUAUUACACCCCCUUAUCAAGUGGAAAACUGUAAAGGCAAAGAGGGAAGUGCACUGAGCCAUGUACGCAAAAUAGUUGAAAAACAUUUUAGAGACGUGGAAAGCCAAAAGAUCCUGCAGCGUUCACAAGCGCAGCAACCACAGAAGGAGGCUGCCCUGUCCUCCUGAGUCCCGGCGCACCAGGACUCUUCCAGCAUCCAGCCCCGAGGCGCUGGGGGCUUCGGCAGAGGCAGGCCGGGGGAGGGAAGGGAUCCUAUAUUUCCUGUUGGCUCCUGUUACCAGAGGGUCAGCGUUUCCAAAUCUUAGACUUGAACAAACAAAACACCCAACAAAAAGAACAAGAGAGUAAUUUAAACGUUGAAUCAUUACUUGACUAACAGACUUUGGUCCACCAUGUCCUUUUCACAGCCCCCUUGUGGAACAGUCACCUUGUUAAUUUUAUUUUUGAGACUCCCUUUCCUGCGCUACCUUCUCAUUCUGCCUCUCCUUUCCUAGGCUGUUCCUACCAUUCUGUUUUUAUAAGUGGCUACACUUGCCUUCUGAGUGAUUGAAGGAAACUUUUACAUCUUCCAGAAUAAAAAUAACAAGCUGACUGUGACUCUUUGAGACCAAAACAGUAAGCAGGUCUCACUUGAAAAUUUCUUUUCUCCUCCAACCCCAUCCCUCCUUUCUUUCUUUUUGUUUUUUUUCCUUUUCCUUUUUUUUUUUUUUUUUUUUUUUUCUGCACAGGGCAUGGCUUGGAUUAGUUUUAUUUUUCUUAACUUUAAAUAUAUAUAUGAAAAUAUGUAUUAAAAUGUUCUCUAAAUAUUUUCUGCUUCUUGCAGGUCUCUUUUUACUAGAUCAUGGCCACUGUUCCCACCUCAUCCCUCCGAAAAUAAAAAAUGUACUGCCCUCCCACCACCCACAGCCAGGCAGCCUGACCUUGACCUAGCUCACAGCAAGAAUCUCCUGCAGCACUUUGUAGAGCCUGUGUGUGCCGCCGGGAUUUGGCGUAGAGGGUUCCUGAUGGCUCCUUAGUUUGACCUGUGUGUGUGGCAGUCUCACAUCUGGCCCAGACCUCAGGACUCUCUCUGCCUCUUGUCUUACUUCAUGGUACUGGAAGAACCUCCUUGCCACGCUCUCUGGACGGGAGAGCGAGCCGAGCCGCCCUUGUCCUGUGCCUCUGCGGGAAGAACUCUGGCACGGCACAACUUAGUUCCUCCUCAAGGGAUGGGUUCCUUGUACAAGGAACCUAUUGUCCAUCUACCCCGACCUUUCUUUAAGUCUGGAUCCAGAGCCACUAGCCCACAGGAAGAGGCUUGAGUGACCUAGAGUUGAUUUCCUCCUGCUCUUACG
This is a messenger RNA of Ochotona curzoniae (black-lipped pika), 1885 nucleotides long. RefSeq names its product LSM12 homolog (gene LSM12). The transcript is spliced from 5 exons. The record is from RefSeq and is a predicted model, not a curated record. NCBI's taxonomy places the organism in Eukaryota, Metazoa, Chordata, Mammalia, Lagomorpha, Ochotonidae. Gene Ontology annotation, molecular function: RNA binding. The coding region runs from base 131 to 718 and encodes 195 amino acids.